This is a messenger RNA of Chrysochloris asiatica (Cape golden mole), 1110 nucleotides long. RefSeq names its product N-acetyllactosaminide alpha-1,3-galactosyltransferase-like. The coding region runs from base 1 to 1110 and encodes 369 amino acids. Gene Ontology annotation, biological process: carbohydrate metabolic process. Gene Ontology annotation, molecular function: hexosyltransferase activity. The record is from RefSeq and is a predicted model, not a curated record. Lineage: Eukaryota; Metazoa; Chordata; Mammalia; Afrosoricida; Chrysochloridae. Gene Ontology annotation, cellular component: Golgi apparatus; membrane; vesicle. The transcript is spliced from 6 exons.
AUGAAUGUCAAAGGAAAAGUAAUUCUGUCAAUGUUGGUUGCCUCAACUGUAAUUGUUGUGUUCUGGGAAUAUAUCAACAGCCCAGAAAGCUCUUUCUUUUGGCUAUAUCACUCAAAAAACCCUGAAGUUGGUGACAGCAGUGCUCAGAAGGGCUGGUGGUUUCCAAGCUGGUUUAAUAAUGGGACCCACAGUUAUCAAGAAGAAGAAGCACAUAUAGACAACGAAAAGAGAAAGGAAGACAAAAAAGAACUGCAGCUAUUGGAUUGGUUUAAUCCAAAAAAGCGCCCUGAAGUUGUGACCAUGACCGAAUGGAAGGCGCCAAUUGUGUGGGAAGGCACUUUCAACAGAGCCAUCUUAGAAAAUUAUUAUGGCAAACAGAAGAUUACCGUGGGUUUGACAGUUUUUGCUGUUGGAAGGUACAUUGAGCAUUACUUAGAGGAUUUCAUAGUAUCUGCUGAUAAAUACUUCAUGGUUGGCCACAAAGCCAUUUUUUACAUCAUGGUGGAUGAUAGCUCCAGGAUGCCUUUGGUAGAGCUGGGUCCUCUUCGUUCAUUCAAAGUGUUUGAGAUCAAGCCUGAGAAGCGAUGGCAGGACGUCAGCAUGAUGCGCAUGAAGACCAUUGGGGAACAUAUUGUAAACCACAUCCAGCAGGAAGUUGACUUCCUCUUCUGUAUGGAUGUGGACCAGGUCUUCCAAGGAAACUUUGGGGUGGAGACCCUGGGCACAACAGUGGCUCAGCUGCAGGCCUGGUGGUACAAAGCAGAUCGUGAUGACUUUACCUAUGAGAGGCAUGCAAAUUCGGCAGCAUACAUUCCAUUCGGUCAGGGGGAUUUUUAUUACCAUGCGGCCAUUUUUGGAGGAACACCCAUUCAGGUUUUAAACAUCACCCAGGAAUGUUUCAAGGGAAUCCUUCAAGACAAGAAAAAUGGCAUAGAAGCAGAGUGGCAUGAUGAAAGCCACCUAAACAAGUAUUUUUUUCUCAACAAACCCAGUAAAAUCUUAUCACCAGAAUACUGCUGGGAUUAUCAUAUAGGCUUGCCUGCAGAUAUUAAAGCUGUCAAGAUAUCUUGGCAGACAAAAGAGUAUAAUUUGGUUCGGAAUAAUGUUUGA